AUGUCCUCCCCGCUGCUGGCUGAAGCCACGCGCAUUGCGCGCGAAUUCGACUACCCCGCUGAUCAGGUCCAGCGCGGUGUCGCCGAGUACAUUCGUCAGUCAAACGAAGGUUUGGCUAAAGAAAACACUACUCUGAGCCAGAUUCCGACUUUCGUCACUGCUGUACCAAAUGGUACAGAAAAGGGUCUGUACCUCGCUGUCGAUCUGGGUGGCACAAACUUCCGUGUCUGCUCUGUUCAGCUGCAUGGCGAUACUACCUUCUCCCUCACCCAGUCUAAGAUCAUGAUCCCACGCGAACUCAUGGCCUCCGGUACUUCGAAGGAUCUUUUCACUUUCCUCGCCCGUCAGAUUGAGGCUUUCCUGCGCAUUCAUCACAACGAACACUUUGAGGCUCAUCAGCGCCGGCGCAGAGAGGGCCAUGUGGAGGAGGAACUCUUUGAUCUGGGCUUUACUUUCAGUUUCCCCGUGCGCCAGUACGGAAUUAACUCCGGUACUCUCAUUCGGUGGACCAAGGGCUUCAAUAUUCCCGAUGCAGUUGGUCAUGAUGUUUGCGCUUUGCUCCAGUCUGCCAUUGAUCAUCUUGAUUUGCCGGUUCGCGUGGCUGCGCUCGUCAAUGAUACUGUUGGUACUCUGAUGGCUCGCUCAUAUACUUCUCCUGGUGAGACUGGUACUUUGAUUGGUGCUAUUUUCGGAACUGGAACCAAUGGCGCCUACGUUGAGAAGCUUGAGAAUAUUACCAAGCUUAAGCAUAUCAAGGAUGCUCACUAUGAUACUCACACUGGUGAAAUGAUUAUCAAUGCUGAGUGGGGUAGCUUUGAUAACCAACUUAGUGUUUUGCCCAGCACCAUCUACGAUCGUGACUUGGAUGCUGAUAGCAAUAACCCCGGUAUUCAAAUGUUCGAGAAGCGUGUCUCUGGUAUGUUCUUGGGUGAGAUUCUGCGUCGCGCUCUGCUGGACUUGUACAGCAAUGCUCAAGUCGGUCUCUUCAAGUCUACUGAGACCUCCGUGCCUUCUGAUUCCUUCUUACACCGCCAAUGGGGUCUCGAUACUAGCUUGCUGAGUGAUGUUGAGGGUGACAAUCUGCCACAAAUGCCUAAAAUCAAGGCUGCCCUGAAGGAGCACCUGGCUAUCGAAAAUCCUACCGAUGAUGACUGCAAGGCCGUUAAGGUCCUGACUCAUGCCAUUGGCAAGCGUGCCGCUCGCCUUAGCGCUGUCCCUCUUGCAGCCGUUCUAAUUCAUACCGGCAAGCUCGACACUGAUGAUAUUGUCGAUGUUGGUGUGGACGGCAGUGUUGUUGAGUUCUACCCCAACUUCGAGGGUCAUCUGCGCGAUGCUCUCCGGGAAGUUCCCGAAGUCGGUGUUGCCGGUGACAAGAAGGUCCGCAUUGGAAUCUCCAAGGAUGGUAGCGGUGUCGGUGCUGCUUUGAUUGCCUUGGUGGCUAGCAAGGAUGAGACUUUGAAAAACCCCACGGAGAAGAAAUCAUCUUGA
This is a messenger RNA of Penicillium angulare, 1488 nucleotides long. It is a transcript of the gene glkA, whose product is annotated as glucokinase glkA. Gene Ontology annotation, cellular component: mitochondrion; cytosol. The record is from RefSeq and is a predicted model, not a curated record. Gene Ontology annotation, molecular function: ATP binding; D-glucose binding; mannokinase activity. NCBI's taxonomy places the organism in Eukaryota, Fungi, Ascomycota, Eurotiomycetes, Eurotiales, Aspergillaceae. The coding region runs from base 1 to 1488 and encodes 495 amino acids. The transcript has 2 exons. Gene Ontology annotation, biological process: glycolytic process; glucose 6-phosphate metabolic process; intracellular glucose homeostasis.